This is a messenger RNA of Cylicocyclus nassatus, 1558 nucleotides long. The record is from the annotation of a GenBank genome assembly. Lineage: Eukaryota; Metazoa; Nematoda; Chromadorea; Rhabditida; Strongylidae.
UUCAGAUAAUUCUAUGCUUGUGCUCAAAUGAACUUUUGCUAGCGCCACGUGCUGUUUCUCGUACAACAUUCCACUGCUACGUUACUUGGAAUCAGAGGUUAUUUACGAUCUGAAAGUGAUUUGAUGGAAUCGGAGGAUGUGCGGAGUCAUCUCUACGAGCCUACGUCUUCUGAGACCGAGGAAAACGUGUCCAAAGCAUACCUUAUCAAAGACCACAAGGCGAAUGCUGCACAAACUUUGCCAAUAAAACGAGACCACUGUAGAAGGUCAGAAUGGUGGCUAGCCGCUGCUAUCUUCUCGAUACUAUUGGUUGUAAUACUUUUUUUGCGACACAAAGAUUGUGUUUGCGGGUGUGGUCGAAAAUUGGAGGGACACAAGCCAAUGAAAAGCCUUGGUGGCGAGUUGCAUUGCGACGCGGAAGUCAUGAAGCCGUCCUUGAAGAUCCCGGAAAACGUUAACAAAGUCCGUCCUGCAGAUCGCAAAGUUAUUGCUGCUAUGGGGAAUUCAAUAACGGUGGCCGCACGUUCGAAAAAUUUCGAGGAAGAACAUGAUUGGUCUCUUUAUCCAGGCAACUCCUACAUUAGCGGAGGGGAUGGUUCUUUGCAAGAACAAAUCACUAUAGGAAAGGUUCUAAGAGAAUUCAACCACGAAAUUCUGGGACUGUCAUAUGGCAUCGACUAUAAAAACACUGGAUUCAAUGUCGCUGUUAGCGGAAUGACUAGUGAAGACAUACCGAGGCAAGCAAGCGAUCUCAUCACCAGAUUGAAGCAAAAAGGGAUCAGCUUAACGGAGGACUGGAAGCUUGUAUCAAUAUUUUUUGGAACGAAUGAUCUGGGGAAGCUCAGGUGCACAAUAGAUAAAGAACCUGUCAGCCGUGAAGAUUACAAAGCUAAUCUUGUGAAGGCAAUCUCAUUGUUGAGAGAAAAUCUCAAUCGUACCAUCAUUUCUAUAAUUCCUAUGUGGAACUCUCAACUGACAAUUGACGCGCGGUCUUUGAUCCUUGAAGGGAAACGACUGCAAUGCGGUGAUCAUUACAUGGAAAAGCGGGACAUUCUUUGUGGCGAAUAUAGGAAGGUGGCUUAUGAGAUUCAAAACGAGAGAAUGUUCGACGAUGAAGAUUUUACUGUGGUCGUGCAAGGUUUCAUGGACGAAAUUGUAGACGCGUUUAGAAAUAAAGAUGGCGUUUACGAUAAGUCGUUCUAUGCUACGGACAUGUUUCACUUGAGCAAAUACGGAAAUGCAGUCGUCGGGAAGUUUUUAUGGAAUGCAAUGCUCACACCUGUUGGGAACAAAACUACAAGAAUAAAUCUAGGAGACGAUUCGGUACCGCUGAGAUGUCCAACAAAGGAACGGCCAUACAUACAAACUUUGAACAAUAGCUGAUCGUAAGGCUACCUCAACAUUAUUACGAGAAUUGCUGUUUGCUGGAUGUACACCUUGUGCGAUGGAGAAGACUACCGGUAUUGCGCAUUUUAUCAACAGGCGAACUGAUUUGUUGACUACAUCAUCUUGGUUUAUCAGCAUUUAUCCAUGUGUAAUAUCAAUAAAAUAUCGACAU